Messenger RNA from Eufriesea mexicana, 2700 nucleotides. RefSeq names its product elongation factor 1-alpha. The coding region runs from base 453 to 1838 and encodes 461 amino acids. Gene Ontology annotation, biological process: translational elongation. Lineage: Eukaryota; Metazoa; Arthropoda; Insecta; Hymenoptera; Apidae. The transcript has 4 exons. The record is from RefSeq and is a predicted model, not a curated record. Gene Ontology annotation, molecular function: translation elongation factor activity; GTP binding; GTPase activity.
UACGCGAUAUCCUCAUAAACAAAACAUAGACUAACCCUUCGAUAUAACGCGGAAGUCGAGUAGAGCCGACCGCCUGCCGACAUAUUGAUUCGACCCGGUGCAAAUCCGCCCUGUCCACGUCCGCGUUCCGUGGGUAACAGAGCGAUACGGUUCGUCGAUAGUCCGCUUGGCGCGUCUCACGAUUUCCUAAUCAGGGACACCGACGGAGAAAGGGAUUUCGCCCAUCGGAUAAAGUUCGAGUAGGCCUGGACAGGGGUCCUAGCGAGAAGUGCGCCGCUAGUUCGUUGCCGCGGCCAUUACGCGAGCAACGUCGAGUGUGAGCAAUCGUAGUCCGACGUAAUUCUAUCUGCCUGAUACGUGUUUGCGGAACGAGAUUGAGUCGCGUCUGAUCUUUCUGUUCGUCGUCGUGCAUCGUGCAGUCCUAUUGGAAAACAGGUAACUAGAGCGUCGACAUGGGGAAGGAGAAGAUUCAUAUAAACAUCGUGGUGAUCGGGCACGUCGACUCGGGUAAGUCGACCACGACCGGACAUCUGAUCUACAAAUGCGGCGGCAUCGACAAGCGUACGAUCGAGAAGUUCGAGAAGGAGGCGCAGGAGAUGGGCAAGGGCUCGUUCAAGUACGCCUGGGUGUUGGACAAGUUGAAGGCUGAACGCGAGCGCGGUAUCACGAUCGAUAUCGCCCUGUGGAAGUUCGAGACUGCGAAAUACUACGUGACCAUCAUCGACGCUCCUGGCCAUCGCGAUUUCAUCAAAAACAUGAUCACCGGGACGAGUCAAGCAGACUGUGCCGUGUUAAUAGUCGCGGCUGGUAUAGGUGAAUUCGAAGCAGGUAUCUCGAAGAACGGACAGACCCGCGAGCACGCUCUGCUCGCGUUCACGCUUGGCGUGAAGCAAUUGAUCGUUGGCGUGAACAAGAUGGACAUGACCGACCCACCCUACUCGGAGACCCGUUUCGAGGAAAUUAAGAAGGAGGUGUCAUCGUACAUCAAGAAGAUCGGCUACAACACUGCCACGGUAGCGUUCGUGCCAAUCUCUGGCUGGCAUGGUGACAACAUGCUGGAGCCGUCGCCGAAGACACCGUGGUACAAGGGAUGGAAAGUGGAGCGCAAAGAUUGGAACGCUGAGGGGAAGACCCUGAUCGAAGCCCUAGACGCUAUAUUGCCACCGUCCAGACCUACCGACAAGGCUCUGCGUUUACCGCUCCAAGAUGUUUACAAGAUUGGUGGUAUUGGUACUGUACCGGUCGGUCGCGUGGAGACUGGUAUUCUGAAACCAGGUAUGCUGGUGACUUUCGCUCCAGCUGCACUCACUACUGAAGUGAAAUCGGUGGAAAUGCACCAUGAGGCAUUAACGGAGGCGUUGCCCGGUGACAACGUUGGAUUCAACGUGAAAAAUAUCUCGGUGAAAGAGUUGAGGCGUGGUUACGUGGCUGGUGAUUCCAAAAACCAGCCGCCACGGGGGGCCGCCGAUUUCACGGCACAGGUGAUCGUCCUGAAUCAUCCUGGACAGAUCAGCAGCGGCUACACGCCGGUGCUCGAUUGCCAUACCGCUCAUAUCGCGUGCAAAUUCGCGGAGAUCAAGGAGAAGUGCGACCGCCGUACCGGAAAGACUACCGAGGAAAAUCCGACGAGCAUCAAAAGCGGGGACGCUGCGAUCGUAACGCUGCAACCCACUAAGCCGAUGUGCGUCGAAGCUUUCCAAGAAUUCCCGCCGCUAGGCCGUUUCGCUGUUCGCGACAUGCGUCAAACUGUCGCCGUGGGCGUCAUUAAGAGUGUCACCUUUAAAGAUACCCAGGGCAAGGUCACAAAGGCCGCGGAGAAGGUCCAGAAGAAAAAGUAACCAUCAAGCUUCCUCGGAAGCUCGCAGACCGCCGGCUGGUGCCCGACGAGCAUCUCCGUGAAGGGAUCCUCUGACCGGAUGCAGUACGCCGCGGCUGCUCCAUUCAACUCAUACUCGACUAAUAAUAAUAAUACAAAAAGUGAAAAGAUGUUGUGCUUACCCCCGUUACAUUAUCCGGUAGUAUUGAAUCCGCGCAUCUAUCCGAAUUUGCACAUUCAGUUCACCCACGCCCCGCGCACACCCCACAUAUGCUAGGUGGAUUCUUACGUUUUUACUUAAUUCUUUACAUUGACGAAUAUGUGUCCAAUUACAAGUAAACAACAUUUAAAAAGGAAAAAACGUAAAAAACAAAACAUACUCAGUUCCCUUGAACUCUGUGUAGUUAGGUUUUUCAAUUAAAUGUAACAACAACAUUACACACCGAUGACCAGACAGGAUGAUGUCGUGUGAACACAGCUUAAUUAUGUCAAAUAAAACACACGAGGCAGCGGCUGGCCACGACUAGCAGUGAUUCCGCUACACUAUGAUAUUCGACUACACUAUGUUCACAGUUCGUGAGUUUAUGAGAGAAACGAGGUGCGUACGUACAUCCAUAUAUACACAUACACACGUUCAUACACCGCGAGGAACCCAAUACGACCGAAGAACCUGACGAUUCAAAUUGGACACACAAAUGGCUGCCUGCUGCUGCCUCGCAUCCCGUGACUUUUUAAUCGAUUUCUUUCCGAAGGAUUCGUUAAAGGCUGAUUUGUUCGAAGACUUAGUUGCCUCGCUGCGAAUAAUUUUAUUACUUGUAUAAGAAAUGUAUUUAUCUCUAGUUAGGGAACAUUAGACUGUGCUCCCAUCCCUUUCGCGGCUCGAA